This is a messenger RNA of Aethalodelphis obliquidens (Pacific white-sided dolphin), 5487 nucleotides long. RefSeq lists its product as uncharacterized. The transcript is spliced from 2 exons. Bases 1414 to 2796 code for a protein of 460 amino acids. The record is from RefSeq and is a predicted model, not a curated record. Lineage: Eukaryota; Metazoa; Chordata; Mammalia; Artiodactyla; Delphinidae.
GCACCCCUUCCCCCAGAGCCUGGCUCGUUUGCUGUCUGGGGGUGCAGAGUCCCCGCAGGAGGGGUAGGUUUCCCGCCCCCCCCCAUUUCCCACUUGGGAGGAACUGAGGGGAAGUGGGAGUGAGGAUUUCGGCCCAUGGACCUGCUUGGAGGUCAAGAUGCAGUGACCUCCCCGUGGCUUCCUCCUGCCCCCCAGCCCGUGCUGGGCACCCCUUUCCUUCAGGAGUCACCUCAGAGCCCCCAUUGUCCAUAGGCAGAUCCCCCGCAAGGCCCUGUCACCCACACCUGGCCCCAUUGGGCACCUGCACGCCUGGCAGGUCUCUCUUCCCAGGCGUAAGCUCGCCUCCUCCGGCAACGCCAGCCCGCCCCUCUUCCUCCGUCCCCAGUGCGGGGCAGCGCCCUCGGCUGAGGAUGGGGGAGGGGCGGGCUCUGAAGUUAGUUGACUCUGUGCGCCCUGUUUGCGGGGUUUUCCCUGGGGGCUUCUGGAUGGGGACUGGAAGGGCAGGGUUGAGGCCUCCAGCCUCAGGUACCACUGGUGCUGGAAAGCAUCACCCAUCUGUACUGGGGUGGAUCUGCCUGGUCCUGCGUGGCCUGUGGGUCAUUGGCCCAUCUCGGGAGAGGAAACACGCCUGCCCGUUGUCACCAGGGACUGCAGCUCGGGUGCCCUGAGACAGGGAGCCAAGAAGGUGCUGGCGGGCAGCAGGGGGCGCCCAGGGGAGGAGAGGCCCCCGUGCCAACUGACCCCCAGACCUCCACCUGCCCUCCUGCGGCAUCCAGGCCCUCACAGGGCAGGGACAGCUCCACUGGGGACACAGCUGCCCUCCUGCAGGCGUGCACAGGUGGUGGGCAGCUUAGGGCCAGGGUCCUUGAGUCAGGGGUGUCUCCUGGUGAGUAGGGCUGUGUGCGCCCCCUGGGGCGCUCUCCCUCCCCCUCUCCAGCUCUGGGUGGGUGCUCAGGGCUCCCCCAGGGGCAGUUUCUGUGGCCCCAGGGGCGGUCUUGUUGGUCUGGGGGCGGUCCUGGGCAGAGGCAGGGCUGGCUCUGAAAGGGGAAGGUGCUUCUGGGCCCCCCUGGCCGGGGGGCCGCACCCAAGCCUCAGCCGUGCAGCCCAGCCCGCACCUGCCCAGCUGAGGGCCCGGCUCCCUGCUUCCCUGGCAGGCGCGCCUCCUGGUCUUGCAUCUGGGCCCCUCCCUGCUCCGCCUCCCCCUGCAGUGUGGCCAGGGUCUGUCUGUGUGGCUGGGCUGGGGGUUGAGCCCUGCCUGCCCCCCAGGCUUCUGGGCAAGUCCUGCCCUCCUGGGGUUCUCAGUUUCCCCAGCAGCACCACAGGGGGGCCUUGGUUUUCCCCUUUGAUGAGCUACAGACCGAGGCCUGGUCUGCUGUCGCUGGCCUCUGGGCAAGACGCCGAGACCGGUGGAAGAUGCUGGCAAAGGGCUGUGCAGGGCUGUGGGAACACCUCCCCCAGCCCCGCCGCAGUCGGGGAAACAGGCACGUACAGGGUGCCCUGCCGGAGGUCCCGGCGCAGGCCGGGGGCCUGCAGACCUCAGACCCCGUGACUCCUCUUGGCCCCAGCCUUCUGGAGGUGCUGAGGGCGUCUGUGUGUUCUGGCUCCGGUUUCUUCCUGCAACAGGCUGGGGCAGGGCAGUGGGGGUCCUGCUGCCUGGGGACCCCGAGCCGGGGUGGGUGGGCAGCCCGAAGCGGGGGUCCUUGGCCGUCCUGGUCAGGUCAGGGGUCAGUAUGCCACAAGAUGUCGGUCCCGCGUGAGCAUCCCUUUCUGAACCGUCCCGCUCCCAUUAGGGAGUGGGUGGCAGCAGGUGGUCGGGGGCUCUGGGAGUUCUGUCUGGGGCAGAGAGGUGUGGCCUCAGCCACUAAGCGGGGCCGGGGGCAGGGGAGAGGCCUGGGGGCCCGGUCGCACCUCGCCAUCGUAGGCCCUGCCCCCUGUCUGCUCCCCGGCUGCCCUGAGGCACCGCUCCUCCUCCUUGGACACCAGCCUCAGGGGGUCCCCGGUCAGUGGGGCCACCUACCUGAUGGGCUGGAGCCUGGGGGGAUGUGGGGCUUGCUGGAGCUUAAGGAAACUGAUUACAGUCGUUGCAUAGAUGUCAGUGGGCAGCUUGAGGAGAUGUCCCCGGGGGAACGGCACCCAGCCAGGAUGGUCCCUGAGCCCUUGCAUUCAGUCCCCCCAGCCCCGGCCUUGGGCCCUUGCAGACGUCACUUCUGGCACAGGGGAUACAUUUUGCCAUUCUUGAACUUCGUAGAGAUGUGUUCUCCCCGUCUCCUGUGGCUGUUCUUGGCUGGGAGGGGCGUGUCACCCCACCAUGCCCGGCCCCCACCCCAAGAUUGUGCAGGCUGCCGGGGGAGGGGCUUCUGGACACAGGCUUGGCCCCUGUGGGCACCCAGCCCUCCACCCCGUUCCAAGGACCUGGCCAGCUGCCCGGCCAUCUGCCACCCUGAGCCAUGUGGCUGGAGGGGCAGCAGUGGAGGGCCGGCUGGUACCCUCCCCACAUGGGCCUCACCAAGUGGCCCCACCUGUCAAGACCUAGACCAGCCCCCAGAAUGUGUGGACAAGAAGAGAGACAGCAGGAAGUGGGGAGGACAUGCCAGGCAAUGGGCUGGGUUCCGGUGGGGACAGGUGGGCAGGGUGUGCGCCCCAGGUGUGUGCGAGGGAGACAGGGAGGCCCCGGUGACCACAGGGCUGGGACGGGGGACCCCGGUGGGCGGGCUGGGCUCGUCUCCCAGGCUGUCGUGGGCUUGGGGUCUGCUCCUGGGCCCCGCCUGGGCCUCUGUCUGGCCCAGGCAGCGAUGAGUGGGGCUGGGGAUGUGCAGCGUGGGACACGGGGAGGGUGGGGGUGGCCCCACUGCUGACGUCCCGGCCACCGUGUCCUGGGAGGGACCUGGAGUGCCCAGCCUUCCCAGGACUUCAGCCCCACUUGUCCUGAGUUGGAUGUCCUGUCUGGGUCCAACAGGGCCCAUCUUCUCCUGUACUUGGAGGCUGUAAUCUUCCUGCCAAAAUGUUUUAAAAGCUGCCUAUGCAGAUUUCAAAAUUACAGGUAGUUUUAUUAGCCACGCGCAUGCGUCCCGUGAGUGCUGGGCUUCUGGUGACUGUGAUGUGCUGGAACAAGGGGCGCCUGGGGCUUCGGGGCAGCGCGUCGGUGACGUGUGUGCGUGUUUGGGUGAAACUGUGUGAUGGUGAGGGACGUGGGCUGUGUGUCCGCGUCACAGUGCGUGUGACGGCAGCACCUGGGUGAGAGCCGGCGGGUGUCUCUCCUGCCACCUCGGAGCUGGAGGUGAGGAUGCUUUGUGGAGUCUUAAUUGAAGAAAUCUUGUUUCCACCAAAGCUGGGGGCAGCGCCCAGCCCCUCCAGGAUACCCCCGACCCGGACGCCCCCCCCACCGCCUCCACAGUGACUUUGCCGUGGUAUCCUCCCCGUGCCCUUCCACGCGUCCCCACGGGGCCAGGGAGCUCGGAGGGGCUCAUUUUCCUGCUGACUGGAGCCAUCCGCGCUGCCCUUGAAGGCAGAGCCAGCUGGGCAGCCCUUUGGUUUUAAAUAACAAUUCUCCUCUCUGCUCAGAGGCAGCCCCACCCACCCCGCUGGGGCCCUGGCCUGGGGGCUCAGCCCGGAGACGUAACCCUCCCAGAGGGGGCGCUGCUGGGCUCUGCAGGGGACGGACGUGUGUGGGCUGGGCGAGGGCCCAGGACAGCCUGGCCGGUCGCUGUUUCCUGCAGCCAGAGUGGUCCGACUUCAGCUCCCUCCAAGGGGAGGCUGCCCCCACGCUCGCCCUCCCUGGCCUCUGCCCCAGGGUCCCUCCCCUGCCCCAGUCCCGGCCAGAGGCCAGGGGAGCCCUCUGCCUGCGCAGGUCUGCAAGGGCCCCGCUGGCUGCUCCCAGCUCAGCCUUCCCCCCGGCGUCCUUGGAGAGCUCCCCGUUCCUCACCUGCAGGUCGGGUGGGAGGGUUGAGGGAGCCAGCACGUGUCCCAGCCUCUCUGUGUCCCAUCACGGCACCCCCUGGGCAGGUGUGGGUGCCCAGAGGCGCUGGUGGCCAGCCUUGCUCCCUCAUGGUGGCCUUGCCAGCGGUCAGCACCGUGGACAGCUCUGUCCCCGCACCGCUGGCCGGGGCCUGCCACACGGGGGUCAUCCCCAUCCCACAGGUGGGGGCACACACAUCUCCGUACAGCCAGCAGACCCCACCAUACCUGGGUCUGUGCCCCAGCCCAGCUCUGCGGUGAGGCUGGAUCCUCGGGGCCGUCACCCGCUGCCAGUGCCCCCAGCCCGGCUGCUGGCCCCCCAACGCCCCCCACCCCACCCCCGGGCACACGCCCGGAGCUGCAGCCCCCACCCCGCCCGAGGAGGGCUCAGAUGGGAUGCGGGCCAGGGCACGAGAGCCCUGUCCUGUCUGGGAUGCUUAGUGCUGCCACCCAGGCCCCACCCUCAGCCAGGAGCGUUCAGAGUGGGUGGUUUAUAAUUUUUAGACAGAAGCUCUUGUUUUUGGUGGAAGGUGCAAAGGGGGAUGGGGUGGGGGUCAGAGAGGAGCCCUGUGUUUGCCCUAAGCUUACCAGACCCCCACUGGGGCUCUCCUGGCCUGCUUAGCCAGCUCCGGGCGAGGCCCAGAGGGACCUUAGACGCCAGCGGGAGGCCUGGGCCAGAGCCCCGGGCGCGCCCACCCCUCGGGGACCCCGCGGCUGCUGCUGCUGUUGGGCUGGGAGCUGCACCACCGCCCCCCGCCCCAUAAUUGCGGUCUCUUGCUGGCCCGGCUUCACGCACGGUGUGUGCUCCCCGGUGCGUUAGUGAGAGCGGAGCAGCGUCCCCCAUCCCCACCCCUGUAGCCAGGGCUGCCUGCUGAUGGGGGUGGGGUGAGUGAGUACACGAGGGGAGGCCCACGGGGAGGCGGAAGCCUCCUCAGGCAGGGGUCUCAGGGCCCAUCCGGCCUGAGUCUGGGGUGGGGGGUCCUUGCCAGGGUCAAGGUCAGAUAUCGAGGAGGCUUCUGGGCCCGGGGGGUGCGGGGCCCCAUGUGAUGCCCAGUUUUGAGUGGGGCAGGGCCCCCAGGGCUGCCAGCCCGUAGGCAUCAGUCCCCAGGUGGUCUCCCAAAGCCCAGGAUGCUGUAGGUCCAGGGGUUGGCUCAAGAGUCCCGGGGUCUGGAGCCAUAGCGCCCUCGGCGCCCUGCUGCCGCCCCCCCCCAGGCCAAGAGCCGUCCCCGCAUUCAUCACCGCCUGCCCUUCUCUGCCUCUUCCUCCUGUCUCAAUCGAUUUUUGUAAUAAUGAGCAAUUAUGGAGUUCAAUAAAAGCUCCAGUGGUCGAGGGGAGGGGGCCAGGGAGCGGGCCGGCAGGAGCUCCAGGGACUGCACCUCCUAGGGAAGAGCUGGGGCCGAGGGUGUGUGGGGGGGAUCCAGCCCCCAUAACAGGACGAGACUGGGAGGUCAGCAAGGCAGCGAGGGUGCCCGGGCUCGCCCACAGGGAUCUGGUGGGCUGCUCACCUCCUGCCCCCCUGUCCCUUUCGCCCUG